Molecule: messenger RNA, 2854 nt
Organism: Erinaceus europaeus (western European hedgehog)
Lineage: Eukaryota; Metazoa; Chordata; Mammalia; Eulipotyphla; Erinaceidae
Gene: AGBL4
Product: AGBL carboxypeptidase 4
Exons: 13
Coding region: 124-1608 (494 amino acids)
Biological process (GO): proteolysis
Molecular function (GO): zinc ion binding; metallocarboxypeptidase activity
Source: RefSeq, a predicted model, not a curated record
UUCCUGUGGAGCUCCUGUCAGCCCGCUGAUCCAGUCGCCCGCUCCCCACUGCCCCUCAGUUUUUACGUGGGCGCAGAGGCGGAGGAACUAAAAAGAAUAUAUAUAUAUAUAAAUUUAAAAAAAAUGGCGGAGCGGAGCCAGACGGCGCCUGAGGCAGGCAAUGAUAUGGGAAAUGAUGAUGCCAUCGGAGGGAAUGUGAGCAAAUAUAUGGUGCUUCCAAAUGGAUACUCUGGACAGCCCAAGAAAGGACAUCUUAUUUUUGAUGCUUGCUUUGAAAGUGGUAAUCUUGGACGAGUGGACCAAGUCUCUGAAUUUGAGUAUGAUCUAUUCAUUCGACCAGAUACUUGUAAUCCUCGCUUUCGAGUCUGGUUCAACUUUACUGUUGAAAAUGUUAAAGAAUCACAGAGAGUCAUUUUCAACAUAGUUAAUUUCAGCAAGACCAAGAGUCUUUAUAGAGAUGGGAUGGCUCCUAUGGUGAAGUCUACCAGCAGACCAAAAUGGCAAAGGCUACCACCUAAAAAUGUUUAUUACUACCGCUGCCCAGACCAUAGGAAAAAUUAUGUGAUGUCUUUUGCAUUUUGUUUUGACCGAGAAGAAGAUAUUUACCAGUUUGCUUACUGCUAUCCGUAUACUUACACUCGCUUCCAGCACUAUCUUGAUAGCCUGCAGAAGAGGAACAUGGAUUAUUUCUUUCGGGAGCAACUUGGUCAGAGUGUGCAACAGCGGCAGCUUGAUCUCCUGACCAUAACCAGUCCUGACAACCUUCGAGAAGGAGCAGACCAGAAGGUGGUAUUCAUCACAGGACGAGUCCACCCAGGGGAAACACCCUCUUCAUUUGUAUGCCAAGGGAUCAUUGACUUCCUGAUAAGUCAGCACCCUAUUGCCCGUGUUCUACGGGAACAUCUGGUCUUCAAGAUUGCACCAAUGCUCAACCCUGAUGGAGUCUACCUGGGCAACUACAGGUGCUCUCUGAUGGGUUUUGAUCUGAAUCGUCACUGGCUGGAUCCCUCUCCAUGGGCCCACCCUACCCUGCAUGGGGUGAAACAGCUCAUUGUCCAGAUGUACAAUGACCCAAAAACUAGUCUGGAAUUUUAUAUUGAUAUCCAUGCACACUCCACCAUGAUGAAUGGCUUUAUGUAUGGCAAUAUCUUUGAAGAUGAGGAACGGUUCCAGAGACAGGCUAUUUUUCCCAAGCUACUCUGUCAGAAUGCCGAGGACUUUUCUUACUCCAGCACAUCUUUUAACCGGGAUGCUGUGAAAGCAGGGACUGGUCGUCGCUUCCUCGGUGGACUACUGGACCACACUUCCUACUGCUACACCCUAGAGGUCUCCUUCUACAGUUAUACCAUCGGGGGCACCACAGCUGCUGUGCCCUACACUGAGGAAGCCUAUAUGAAGCUGGGGCGGAAUGUGGCAAGAACGUUUUUGGAUUAUUACCGGCUGAACCCUAUGGUUGAGAAAAUGGCAAUCCCCAUGCCAAAGCUGAGGAAAGAAAAACCCCCUCCCUACAAGCACCCACAUCUGCGGGGCCCAGCCAGCAACUAUCCCAACGGCAAAGGGGACAAGAAGAGCUCAGUAAAACACAAAGACCCUUCAAGUUCUUUCUAAAGACAUGGGGUUCUGGGAAAUCUUGUGGAGUCAGGAAUUUGCAUUGUCUACUAGGGCAUGAAGUUAAUCACCCUUCUCUGGUUUCCAGGAUCAGAACUGUAAAAUAAUGAAUAAGUGAGUGAAAAGGAAGGGAGAAAAAUGAGAAAUUUCAUCAUCGAUUUUCCCUUUACCAGUGGAAAAUCAAUUGUGAAACUUCAAGUUGAGGCUUAAGACAAAAUAGAAGACUCAACCCAGGCAAGUACAAAUGAUAUUUUUCCCACAAGGUAGAGAUACUCACAAGAAAAGGGAAAGACACUGAAGUUUAGCACAGCCAGAUCAGUGUUUCUGAUGUUCCUUUACCUUCUAACAUUGUAUAGUUUCCAUAGGUGGUUACCUUUUAGAACAGUAUAGGAUUGUGUGCAGUUUGGAUGUACAGCAUUCACUUUUGCUGGUCAAAAACAACACUAGCGUGUACAGCCCAAAGAUUGUUGUGGACAGUGGGACAGAAUUUUCUGAAAUCACAGCAGCCUUAGCUAUGUGGUCACUGUAACUGCAUGAUGUCUGUUCUUCUAAGCUCUGGCAUGUGAUUUCAGAAAACUACUUUCCCAAUGACCUGAGUGGUUUAAUUAAAACUUUUUUUCCAAAGACAAAAGUGUGGGUCACUCAUCCCAAAAGAGCUGUUGUAUCUAAAGCCAGGGAUCAAACCUAGACAUUGAAAAGGUGGACAUUGAUUAUCUACAAGGGGGAAGGCUGACUACCAGGUAAGGGAAAUGCAAAUAAUGAAAGGAAACAGUCAGAGGCAGAUGAGAAUGAUAAAAUAAAACAGCAGCAGUAGCAACUCCCAAAGUGGGGAAAGCUAAAUAGUGUGCAUUUUUCAAGAGUAAAGUGCCUUUGUAUGAUGAAUGGGUCCAGGGGAGUCUGCUCCCUUCCUGUCUGUGAAACAGCAGGCUGAGUCACCAUGACAGCCUGCUAAUUAAAAUGACCUCCCAGAAAUGAGGAUUAGGAGAUAGAGAGAGGAAGGCAGACUCAAGGGAGACAGGGCCUUUAGCACAAAGCUUCAAUUAAGCAUUUUUAAGCUUUGGGUUGGAGAUUUUUUAAAGUUUGUUGCAGAAACUGAGAGCAAAGCUUAUUGUCCUUCUGCUUACUGGUUUUCAGAAAUGAUAACAAAGUACUGUAUGUUAGCUGGUAACAUGUUGUGUUUGUCUAUACAGCUUCUCUCCUGGGUUGUUGUUGCCCAGAGGAACACAAAUAAAGAGUUUAUGUAGUC